GGGGGUUCGCGCCGAGGCGGCGGACAGGCGGCGGCCCUGCAGCCGAGACACGCGGCGGCCUUUGCACGCCUCUCGCCUGGCAGCGUCUCGCGGCGUGGGAGGGAAGCCCGACGGCGCUGGCGGCCCCUUGGGUGGCUUUCCUCCCCCCAGGGCGGUGGAGGUUUGCGCGCUUUACUUCAGUCGCAGCCCAGUGAAACGAGUCGAUGUAGGCUGGCGUUGCGGUAACCGCUCUACUGUGGGUCAUUAGCCUUUGGAGUGUAAAGCAGUUUUAUUAGGGGAGAAGUCUGCAUGACACUGUCCUGCCUGAAACGGAUCCCCCGAAGCCUCUUGCGCGUGCGGCCCUUGGCUGGUUUUAGGUCACAGCCCUUCAUGGAUCUAAAAGUCCUGGUCUCUUUGCUGAAUGACUUUGCUUCGCUCUCGCUGGCCGAAAGCUGGGACAACGUGGGCCUCUUGGUAGAGCCGAGUCCUCCCCACGUUGUGAAUACCCUCUUCCUUACCAAUGACCUAACGGAAGAAGUGAUGGAGGAAGCACUGCAGAAGAGAGCGGACCUCAUUCUUUCCUACCAUCCCCCCAUUUUCAAACCACUCAAACGUAUCACGUGGCAGACGUGGAAAGAGCGCCUGGUGAUCCGGGCUCUGGAAAACAGAGUGGCCAUUUACUCUCCCCAUACGGCCUAUGAUGCUGCCCCUCACGGGGUCAACACGUGGCUCGCCAAAGGAUUCGGUGAGUGCACCACGGUCCCUUUGCAACCCUCUGCAGCUUCUAAUUACCCUACUAAAGAAUCUUACCAGGUUAAAUUUAGCUCCUGCUCUGCUGAAAACCUAGAAACAGUUCUGUCCACUCUGCAUAAGAUGCCGGGAGUGUCACUCAUUGCAACUGCACCUACCAGGUUUGGUGGAGAAGAGCAGACAGGAGUCAGUUUGAGCUGCACCCAGCAUGCCUUGUUGCAAGCAGUGGCCUUGCUUUCCCAGAACCCCGCUCUUUAUGAAACGACUGAAAUAAUACCAUUCCAAAAGCCUCCCCUUGAACAUACUGGAAUGGGACGUUUGUGCACCUUAAAGGAGUCGGUGGCUGCAUCGGUCUUGGUUGAAAGGGUGAAGAGCCAUUUAAGGUUGCCUCACGUUCGCCUGGCCCUUGGAGCGGGGAAGUCAUUGGAAUCCCAGGUGAAGGUGGUUGCUGUCUGUGCUGGUUCGGGAACAAGCGUCCUGCAAGGUACAGAAGCUGAUCUCUAUCUCACAGGGGAGAUGUCCCACCACGACGUACUGGAUGCUGUUGCAAAAGGCAUCACUGUGAUUUUGUGCGAGCAUAGCAACAGUGAGCGAGGCUUUCUUUGGGAGCUGCAGCGACUGCUUGCUACUCACCUGGAGAACAAGAUCCACAUUAUCGUUUCAGAGAGAGAUAGAGAUCCUCUCCAAGUGGCAUAGAAGUUCACAUUGUGAAGACAUGACUCCUUGCUGGGAAUCUCUCCAUCUUCUGCUGCUACCGGCAACCAGACAGUGCAAGUUUUCAGGCAAUAAGUGACUCCAGUCAAGCCCUUUUUUCCAUCAGGUGUACAAAUAAAAGGCACAUUACUACUGA
Messenger RNA from Eublepharis macularius, 1579 nucleotides. It is a transcript of the gene NIF3L1, whose product is annotated as NGG1 interacting factor 3 like 1. The record is from RefSeq and is a predicted model, not a curated record. Lineage: Eukaryota; Metazoa; Chordata; Lepidosauria; Squamata; Eublepharidae. The coding region runs from base 289 to 1425 and encodes 378 amino acids. The transcript is spliced from 8 exons. Gene Ontology annotation, cellular component: mitochondrion; cytoplasm.